Molecule: messenger RNA, 383 nt
Organism: Aspergillus glaucus CBS 516.65
Lineage: Eukaryota; Fungi; Ascomycota; Eurotiomycetes; Eurotiales; Aspergillaceae
Exons: 1
Coding region: 114-350 (78 amino acids)
Source: RefSeq, a predicted model, not a curated record
ACCUCGAAUGAAGGAAGAUCCGGCCUUCCUCGAUCAGCAAUGGAUGGACACUUUCCGAAUCUUUCUGUGUGGCUUUGGGUCUUAGGGGGAGUGGAUACUUCCCAGACUGGGGUAUGGUCUCCAUUUCCCAAGUGAUGGCCCCGGCACCAGGAGAAAGAAGCCCUCAGGGGUAUAUAAACCUCGACGAAGAUCUCUUUUCCUCGUCCUUCGUCAAGCUCUCUGUCAAUCGCUACAUCUUCAAGUGUUUGUUGUUUCUUUUUUGUUUCUUUUUUUUUUUUUUAACCAGUCUGUCGUUAAACCACUUUUUGGCUGUUCACAGCCAUUAUUCUUUCUUUUUUACCCUUUCUUGAUAGACUACGCCUUUCCGGCCUAUACGCUCAUUC